Balaenoptera ricei (Rice's whale) is the source of this 516-nucleotide messenger RNA. RefSeq names its product neuronal vesicle trafficking associated 2 (gene NSG2). The record is from RefSeq and is a predicted model, not a curated record. Gene Ontology annotation, biological process: clathrin coat assembly; endosomal transport; G protein-coupled dopamine receptor signaling pathway. Gene Ontology annotation, cellular component: endosome; membrane. The transcript is spliced from 4 exons. Gene Ontology annotation, molecular function: clathrin light chain binding. The coding region runs from base 1 to 516 and encodes 171 amino acids. Lineage: Eukaryota; Metazoa; Chordata; Mammalia; Artiodactyla; Balaenopteridae.
AUGGUGAAGCUGAACAGUAACCCCAGUGAGAAGGGAACGAAGCCGCCUUCGGUUGAGGAUGGCUUCCAGACCGUCCCUCUCAUCACUCCCUUGGAGGUUAAUCACUUACAGCUACCUGCUCCGGAAAAGGUGAUUGUGAAGACAAGAACGGAAUAUCAGCCUGAACAGAAGAACAAAGGGAAGUUCCGGGUGCCGAAAAUCGCUGAAUUUACGGUCACCAUCCUCGUCAGCCUGGCCCUAGCUUUCCUCGCCUGCAUCGUGUUCCUGGUGGUUUACAAAGCCUUCACCUAUGACCACAGCUGCCCAGAAGGAUUUGUCUAUAAGCACAAGCGCUGUAUCCCGGCCUCCCUGGAUGCUUAUUACUCAUCCCAGGACCCCAGUUCCAGAAGCCGCUUCUACACGGUCAUCAGCCACUACAGCGUGGCCAAGCAGAGCACUGCCCGGGCCAUCGGGCCGUGGCUGUCGGCAGCCGCCGUCAUCCACGAGCCCAAGCCGCCCAAGACCCAGGGCCAUUAG